Molecule: messenger RNA, 1530 nt
Organism: Leptosomus discolor (cuckoo roller)
Lineage: Eukaryota; Metazoa; Chordata; Aves; Leptosomiformes; Leptosomidae
Source: RefSeq, a predicted model, not a curated record
UUAAAUCAGCAAUGCACAGAACUUCUCAGUAGCAAAGAACAAACCAAAGUAGAAAACACCAAGCUGAAGCUGACUAACCAGGAGCUGCUGGGGGACCUGGAGAGAACAUCUCAUGAACUAAGCCUAACUCAAGAACAGUUACACAUGCUGCAUGAGGAGAAGGAAAUGGAGGUGUACCGAGUGACAGAAACCUUACAGAGAGAGAAGUCAGGACUUCUGAAGCAGCUGGACUUUUUAAGGGAGAGGAACAGGCAUCUCAAAGAUUAAUGUGACAUAUUUCUGCAGAAAUGCAAAACAAGUGGUCCAAAAGCCAGCCGGAAGCUAAGUUCAGGGUCUGUCAUUGAGAAAUACAUAGAGGGCAGGAUGCUGCCUAACAGCCAUUCAUUUGAAGAAGAUGAUGAUUUCAUUAACUCGAAGAGAAGGAAUUCUACUGGACUGAGUGGAAUUCUCUCUGUAGACCCUGGUGCUGGAGCCACUGGAGGAUUGUCUAAAGUAUCACAGCUCCAAAGAAUAGUAUCAAUUGAGGAAGACCAUCUACCCCAGCUUCUUGACAGGCUGGUUAAUAAACAGCUGAACAGAUGGACAGGAGAAGAUGAGAAUACUUCUGAGAUGGAAAUGGAUAAGAAAAGGACAGAACAAUCAAUGGAGCACUCACCAUCAUCUUCUAGAGAGCAGCCUGUAGGGAAGGAAGCAUUGUCAAAUGAGAGAAUAAACUCUGUCCCAGACCACUUAUUCAAGGUUAUUUUUGUGGGCAAUUCAAGUGUUGGAAAGACUUUGUUCUUAAGGUGAUUUUGUGAAGAUUGUUUUCUCCCAGGCACAGCUGCUACUGUAGGUGUGGAUUACAAUGUGAAAACCAUCACAGUAGAUAAUACCUGGGUAGCCCUGCAACUCUGGGACAUGGCUGGCCAGGAACGGUACCGAAGUAUUACCAAGAAGUUUUUCGGAAAAGCUGAUGGUGUCAUUGUGAUGUAUGAUAUUACAGCAAAAAACACAUUCACAGCUGUCAAGCAGUGGCUGAUAAGCAUCGAGGAGGCAACUGAAGAGAAUGUACCUGUGCUUUUAUUAGGUAAUAAAACUAAUAAUGAAAAGGAAUGUGAGGUCCCUAUGGGAAUGGCAGAGCAUCUUGCUAAGGAUUCCCAGGAGGAAAUCCCAGUCCUUCCAGGUAUAAUCAGCAUUCCCCAGGUACUCAUCUAUUUUCUCCCUUACCCCAAUAGCAUUGUCCAGGUGGAGAGAUCACUUUUGAAUCAUUCUCCUCUUCACUACUAUGACCUGGAGGGGCUGUUGGGGCCCUUUGAGACCCUGAACCCAACGUCCCCUGAUCUGACCCCUCUGGUCUGCCACUCAUCUAUCUCCGAACAGUCUCAGGAACCCCAUCAAUCAUCCAGUGCCGGCAGCAACCGAAGGGAGCUGAUCACCGAAAUUCAGAGCUUUGUAGUCUGGAUUUUAAUGGAACUCGAAGAUAAAGUGAAAGAGAAAACCAUUGAACUUCAAUCUGAUAUGAAUGAAAAGUCUUGCUGUAUCAAGCCAUAA